Messenger RNA from Gorilla gorilla gorilla (western lowland gorilla), 4222 nucleotides. It is a transcript of the gene CENPN, whose product is annotated as centromere protein N. Lineage: Eukaryota; Metazoa; Chordata; Mammalia; Primates; Hominidae. The transcript has 11 exons. Bases 377 to 1396 code for a protein of 339 amino acids. Gene Ontology annotation, cellular component: nucleoplasm. The record is from RefSeq and is a predicted model, not a curated record. Gene Ontology annotation, biological process: chromosome segregation; CENP-A containing chromatin assembly.
AGGCGCAUGCGCUGCCUGGCCUGGAGAGGCCCAUUUCCGCCCGUCGUGGGGGGAGGCACAGUGAGUCCACUGGGGCACGGCAGCGUCUAAGUCACAAGCCGAGCACACAAGCCAGGUCCUAACGGAGCCUAUGUGUAAGUCCACUACUGGUGCGAGGUUGCACACUUCUAAGAAGAGCGGCGUGGGGGGCUCGGCGACCUUCGCUUCAGUCGCUCCCCCGUGCAGUCCCCUGUGCCCAAGACACAGCCUGAUGCUUGUGCUCCGGUGGGCGGAGCUUGGAGGCGGCGGAAACUGCAAUUGGUGGCUUUGAAGGCGCGGCGAGCGGGAACAGCCCCAGAGGAGUGAGCCUGCAGGAGAUGUGGGCCGUGCCAAAGAGAUGGAUGAGACUGUUGCUGAGUUCAUCAAGAGGACCAUCUUGAAAAUCCCCAUGAAUGAACUGACAACAAUCCUGAAGGCCUGGGAUUUUUUGUCUGAAAAUCAACUGCAGACUGUAAAUUUCCGGCAGAGAAAGGAAUCUGUAGUUCAGCACUUGAUCCAUCUGUGUGAGGAAAAGCGUGCAAGUAUCAGUGAUGCUGCCCUGUUAGACAUCAUUUAUAUGCAAUUUCAUCAGCACCAGAAAGUUUGGGAUGUUUUUCAGAUGAGUAAAGGACCAGGUGAAGAUGUUGACCUUUUUGAUAUGAAACAAUUUAAAAAUUCGUUUAAGAAAAUUCUUCAGAGAGCAUUAAAAAAUGUGACAGUCAGCUUCAGAGAAACUGAGGAGAAUGCAGUCUGGAUUCGAAUUGCCUGGGGAACACAGUACACAAAGCCAAACCAGUACAAACCUACCUACGUGGUGUACUACUCCCAGACUCCGUACGCCUUCACUUCCUCCUCCAUGCUAAGGCGCAAUACACCGCUUCUGGGUCAGGCGCUGACAAUUGCUAGCAAACACCAUCAGAUUGUGAAAAUGGACCUGAGAAGUCGGUAUCUGGACUCUCUUAAGGCUAUUGUUUUUAAACAGUAUAAUCAGACCUAUGAAACUCACAACUCUACGACACCUCUACAGGAAAGAAGCCUUGGACUAGAUAUAAAUAUGGAUUCAAGGAUCAUUCAUGAAAACAUAGUAGAAAAAGAGAGAGUCCAACGAAUAACUCAAGAAACAUUUGGAGAUUAUCCUCAACCACAACUAGAAUUUGCACAAUAUAAGCUUGAAACAAAAUUCAAAAGUGGUUUAAAUGGGAGCAUCUUGGCUGAGAGGGAAGAACCACUCCGAUGCCUAAUAAAGUUCUCUAGCCCACAUCUUCUGGAAGCAUUGAAAUCCUUAGCACCAGCGGGUAUUGCAGAUGCUCCACUUUCUCCACUACUCACUUGCAUACCCAACAAGAGAAUGAAUUAUUUUAAAAUUAGAGAUAAAUAAGACAUGCGUGGUUUCUUAAGCACAGCUCCUCCUUCUUGAUACUGCACAUGCACUUCAGUUCAUGGCUAGCUGUAUAGCUUCCGUCUGUAAACUUGUAUUUUCAAGAAUCCUUGGUAUUGAAUUUUUAGAAAUGCUCACAUAAUUGUUGGGACUGAUUCAUUCCUCCACGAUAUGCCUCCUCUCUCCGAUACACUGCUAACUGUAGCCAUUGUGGCAUUUGAGAUGACAGGACAUAUAUAUAUAUAUGGCCCCACACUUGACCUUGAGUGCCUGAGUGCUCUGAAAUCAAGCAUAUGGCACAGCGCUCAAGACUUUUGGGUUUGUGUCCUUUUUUCUAUGGCUGUCUCUUCUCAAUUCUGGAGAGGUCUGGUUCCAGUGGCUGGUUUCCAGGGAUUGAUUCUUAAGCUCUGGAUCACAGAGAGAAGCAACAAGGAGCUAUACUCAACUCAAAACUUUUUAGGAGAAUCAUGAAAUUGGUCUAUUCAAAGGAUGGAGUUGAGUCCAUUGUGUUAUUGUUGCAAGAGGUUGCAUAUUUGGUGAGUCAGUUAUAUAAAAUAAUGUUCUUAUUGUAAAUAUGAUACUUCUCAUAAUCUAUUUUAUCAUGUGUAUAACAUUCAAACUGACAAAUAUUAUACUGACUUAUGAAUAAAGGUGUCAAAAAACUGGCACAUCAGUUAAUUUUGAUCAAAGUACUUCAGUGAUCAUCACUAAAUACCCUAUCUUUUUAAAAAAUUUUUCCUUUCUAAUUUUUUAUUUCUUUAUUUAUUUAUUGAGACAGGGUCUCACUGUGUCACCCAAGCUGGAGUGCAGUGGCAUGAUCAUGGCUCACUGCAGCCUGGACCUCCCAGGCUCAAGUGAUCCUUCCACCUCAGCCUCCCGAAUAGCUGGGAUUACAGACGUGCUCCAUCAUGCCCAGCUAAUUUUUUUUUGUUUGUUUUUUGUUUUUUGAGACAAAGUCUCCUUCUAUCGCCCAGGCUGGAGUGCAGUUGCACAAUCUUGGCUCCCUGCAACCUCUGCCUCCUGGGUUGAAGCGAUUCUCCUGCCUCAGCCUCCGAGUAGCUGGGACUACAGGCCUGCACCACCAUGCCCAGCUAAUUUUUGUAUUUUUAGUAGAGACAGGGUUUCUCCAUGUUGCCCAGGCUGAUCUCAAACUCCUGGGCUCAAGCAAUCUGCCCAUUUUAGCCUCCCAAAAUGCUGGGAUUAUAGGAGUGUAUUAGUCUGUUCUCAUGCUGCUAAUAAAGAUACCUAAGACUGGGUAAUUUACAAAGGAAAGAGGCUUAACUGACACACAUUUCCACGUGGCCAGGGAGGCCUCACAAUCAUGGUGGAAGGCAAAUGAGAAGCAAAGUCAUGUCUUACAUGGCGGCAGGCAAGAGAGCUUGUGCAGGGAAACUCCCAUUUAUAAACCCACCAGAGCUCAUGAAACUUAUUCACUACCAUGAGAAUAGUAUGGGGGAAAUCGUUCCCAUGACUCAAGUAUCUCCACCUGGCCCUGCCCUUGCCACAUGGGGGUUAUUAAAAUUCAAGGUGACACUUGUGUGGAGACACAGCCAAACCAUAUCACAGGCAUGAGCUACCACGCCCGCCAGCAUGUCUUUUUUAAACAUUUUAAAAUCUAUUCUUUAUCUUGUUUCAGAGAGGAUUUGGAGUUACAGAAACACAUUAGACUGGGCAUGGUGGCUCACACUUGUAAUCCCAGCACUUCGGGAGGUUUCUCCUAGUGUACUCUCACACUUCUGAUACCAGAUAUGUGGGGGGAGGGGGUUUCCCCCACACAUUAAGCAAGUGUGAAACAUGAUAUAGAAAAAUGACUUCACUCUGGGCUGGGUGUAGUGGCUCACGCCUGUAAUCCUAACACUUUGGGAAGCCGAGGUGGGCAGAUCACCCGAGGUCAGGAGUUCAAGACCUAGCCAACAUGGCAAAACCUUGUCUUAACUAAAAAUAGAAAAAUUAGUUGGGGGUAGUGGCAGCCGCCUGUAAUCCCAGCUAUUCGAGAGGCUGAGGCAGGAGAACUGGUUGAACCGGGGAGGCAGAGGUUGCAGUGAGCCAAGAUCAUGCCACUGCACUCUAGCCUGGGUGACAGAGUGAAACUCUGCCUCAAAAAAUAAAAUAAAGGCCAGGCAUGGUGGCUCACGCCUAUAAUCCCAGCACUUUCAGAGGCCGAGGCAGGUGGGUCACAAGGUCAAGAGUUUGAGACCAGCCUUAGCAACAUGGUGAAGGUGAACUCCGACUCUACUAAAAAUACAAAAGUUAGCUGGGUGUGGUGGUGUGCAUCUGUAAUCCCAGCUACUUAGGAGUCUGAGGCAGGAGAAUCGCUUGAACCCGGGAGACACAGGUUGCAGUGAGCCGAGACUGCACCACUGCACUCCAGCCUAGGUGAUAGAGUGAGACUCCAUCUUAAAAAAUAAAUAAAAUAAAUGACAUCACUCUGGUUCAGAGCUCUAAAAUGGAGGGAGGAAGCCAUUCUAAAAAGGACUCCCUACAUGACCUGCAACUUGAAAAAAAAUUAAAAGCUCCAAAAAAAAAACAAUACGGGAGCUUACCUUGAACCUUUGAAUUGGGCCAAAUUGCGAUGACCACUGCAUCCUGGAAAAUUUUAUUUCACCAGCACUACAACUCCUCAACAGCACCAACCAAUAAACUAUGGAUUUUUGUACUAAGCCAGUCGCCUCUUUCAAAACAACUUGUCAACUUGUCUAAUCAUCCUCAGCUUUUUUUAAAAACCCCUCCUCUACCCUCUCUCUUCAGAACACAAGUGGCUUCUACCUGAAUCUGUCUCCCAAAUUGCAAUUCCUAAGACCUCAAUAAAAACACCUUGUCUUGCUG